Molecule: messenger RNA, 1958 nt
Organism: Hymenoscyphus albidus
Lineage: Eukaryota; Fungi; Ascomycota; Leotiomycetes; Helotiales; Helotiaceae
Source: the annotation of a GenBank genome assembly
GUGCAAUUCCGAUAUCGAUGCGGAGAGCACGACAUACAUGGACGCUAUUGUUGUACCAGAGAAAAUGUGGGGUAAGUUUGCCGGACGGGCAGAGGAGAGGGAGGUGAUUUCAUAAUCUGUUUUUAGUUUGGUUGUUGGUUUUAUUUUUGUCUUUUCUUAUCUAUUUCUUUGCCCAUGGACUUGCAAGUUCGAAGCUCGAGUUCAUCGUCGUUGUCAACGUUGUUAUCACUCUCGAAGUCUUGGGUUUUCAAUCUUGAGUAAUUCCAAAACUUUCACGCUGGUGGUCCUGGGGUUUGAUUCUCUCCUCUCUUUCCUUCGAGAGUUCAAUUCUGUGACGUAAACAGAGCUUCCACACAAUGCCCUUCUCCAACUUCCUCACUUCCAUAUCCUGCGGUCUCCUCAAUCCUAAGCACAGAACCAAGCACGAGAACCCAAUUCCCACAACCGGCCACCCACCAAGGUUCGACGAUGACCAUAAAAGAACCCUCUCCUCCUCCACCACAUCCCAAAGAUCGCUAGUCCUCCAACCUCGAAUCCCACAGGGACAAUUAAAACUGGACAGUGAACAAAAACAAGAUAUCCCCAUUCCUUCAACCUCGCCUGUCACGAGUACAAUUCCAGCUCAAACACAUGUACAACCAAGGCCACCAUCAAAUCCAGAAUCACAAGAGGUCACCACCCGGAGAGUAAAUAGAGCCCUGGCGGUAGUAGCAAAACACACAUAUGCACUAAUACACCAUCCCUUCCCAGAAAUUCAGCAUGAGAAGGAAGUCAUUAUCUUGAAUCGAGCGACGGGACUCAAUCCCAUCGAUUACAAAUCGGUGGAUUGGAAUUUUUGUAUGCCGGCUUUUCCGUGGGUUAAUGGGAGGGAGAUGGCGGGUGUUGUGUAUGAAGUGGGGAGUGAGGUAGUGGGUGUUAGGAGGGGGGAUAGGGUUUGGUGUAGUAAGUUUUAUUCUUCCUUCAUUUACUGUUCUGAGGUCUUGGAAUUUUUACAUUUUAUAUCCUGCUUGAAGGAGGGAAAGGAAGAAGGAAAAAUGGAAAGGAGAAGGGCUAAUGAAGUAUAUAGGUACAUACUACCGCGACUCCCGCGCAGGAACCUUCCAACAAUUCGUUACAGUUCCUUCCCACACCGUCCUCCCCAUCCCCCAGAAUCUCACUUUCGAACAAGCCUCCUGUCUCGGAGUCGCGGGUCUCACAGCCGCAAUGACACUCUGGAAGUGGUUAGAAGUUCCCCUCCCAUCUCUGCUUCCGAAUGAAGAACCACCCCCUCUCAAAAUAAGCGAGACCAAAAGCCCAAAUCAAUACAUGAAGCAAAACACAAAUCAGAACGAGGACGCGAAUAAAGACAAAGACACCAGACCAACCCUCCUCAUCUGGGGCGGCUCAACAACAACCGGCCAAUUCACAACCCAACUAGCCCUCCUCUCCCACCACCGCGUCCUCGCCGUAACAUCCUCCCGCACCGCACCCCUCGUCCGCUCCCUCGGCGCCGAAGUCAUAAUCCGGGACCACAAAUCGCACGCCCAGAUCGUAUCCGAGAUCCUCACACUCUCCUCCAACAUCACACUAGCAAUCGACCUCGUAGGUCCCGACACCGCUCAGGCUUGCUUAGAUUGUUUUUCCCUGUCCGGGGGGAGGUGUAUAUUCGCCCCGCUAGCGAUGAUGAGGGAUGGGGAUAGGGGUGUACGGACGGAUGUGGAGAUCGUUACGGUGGAGAUGAAGAGGUUUGUGAAUGAUGCCGGGGAGAGGCGGUGGGCGGAGNAUGAGGGAUGGGGAUAGGGGUGUACGGACGGAUGUGGAGAUCGUUACGGUGGAGAUGAAGAGGUUUGUGAAUGAUGCCGGGGAGAGGCGGUGGGCGGAGGUGUUGAAUGGGCUUGUGGGGAGUGGGAGGAUUGUGCUUCCUGAGAUGUGUGUUUUGGAUGGUGGACUUGGGGGUGUUGUUGCGGGCUUGGAGAGGU